Molecule: messenger RNA, 1521 nt
Organism: Candida tropicalis MYA-3404
Lineage: Eukaryota; Fungi; Ascomycota; Pichiomycetes; Serinales; Debaryomycetaceae
Exons: 1
Coding region: 1-1521 (506 amino acids)
Source: RefSeq, a predicted model, not a curated record
AUGAAUAAACUACUAAAGGAUCUCACAUCCACAAAUGAACAUAGAGUUUCAGUAUUACAAUUAUAUCGAGAAUUAUUACGAAAAACAAACAAAUUACACCAAAAUCAACUACCUUCAUCGAUAAAUCAAUAUGAAUUACAAUUUAGUAUUAAAGAGAGCUUCCACAAACGAUAUGGAAGUACACACGACAUAACAAUUCAAUUAUUAAAAGGUAUAAGAUUAAAUGAAAUUUUGGAAUUAAAUCAAUGGAAUGAUUUAGAAGAAUUAAUUAAAGAAGAACGUAGACUAUUUUUUGAAUAUCAAAAACGAAGGGCAUCUUAUUUAAAAAAUAAAGUGAAUAUUCAUGAAAAACAAAUAAAUAAUUUAAGAGGUAAAGCAAAAAGUCAAAUAUUAUCACUGAAGAAAGGUAAACUAAAAUAUCAAAAACCAGAUUUAUCAACAGCAAAUGGGAAAUCACAAUUUUUAAAGGAUGGCUUGAAGGAAUCAAAAUUUCAUGGUUCUUUAAUAUUACAGAGAUUCAUUCAUGAAUUACAAUUGUUAAACAAAUUACCGGAUCCAAAACUACUACCAUAUACUCCUGAACGUAUUUUCACAACUGGUGAUAACCUUGAUUCAAGACAUAUUGUUGGUGGUGUAACGAAUCAUGCAUUAAGUCAUUAUGAUCAAGAUAUUUUACAAAGUAUAAUCAUUCCUGGAUUAGAGUAUGAGAUAAAUAAAAAUUACUUGGAUGAAUUGAGAACUAUACUACAAGAAAAAGGUCCUUAUGAAGCAGUUAUCAAGGAGACAAAUUCAGGUAUUGUACCAUUACCUUAUAUUAUGCAACCAACGAAACACAAAAUUGGUCGUGAAGAGUUAGCAGUUUUAGUAAAGAGACAGACGUUUUGUCUUAGAAUGAUGAAGAUUUGGGAAGCAGAUAAAGAACUUCCAGAAGAAAAUAUGCAAAGAGAUGGAAGUUAUAUCAUUAAACGAAGUAAAGGCUGGGGAGAUCAAGAACUCGUUUAUCCAAGACAAUAUUAUCAAAAGUAUUGUGACGGAGAAGAAUUGUUUGAAGUUUUAUUGCAAAUUGAAAUAAACAAGAAUAAGAAAGUGAAAACACCCAUUGAUUUUGACAAAUAUUACUGGGGUGAAAGUUUAGAUAUUUCUUCCCAAUAUCUACGCCAGGAAUAUAAUAAGACUAUAAAAGAAUCUCAGAUAGAUUUAUUACCACUUCAACAAGAACUUCAAAAGAAGUAUAAUGCUGAAUAUGAUAAGAAAGUGGAGAAGUACAACACCUUGUCGAUGAAUCUUAUCAAACAUAAUGUGUUUAAGCAUAGUGAAAUUGUAUCACCAGUUAAUUGCAAUACCAUUUACAAUGGUUUAGAAAAGAGAAGUAUUGAUAAAUUCCCAGUCAAAGAUAAGGUUGGUAAAGGAAAAUCAUUAAGUGAUCUCAUUACUGAAGUGGGGUUAAAAAGUUACGAAUUUGGCAAUAAGUUCACCAAACGAGUCACUCAAAUCAUCAAGCGAAUUAGCUACAAAUAUUAA